AGCAGCUGGAGAGAGAGAGAGAGGGAAAGGCAGAAAGAAAGGCUGGGUUUGACAUUUAUUCACGGUGAGGGAACGUUUUGUCACCCACGUAUGCAGAUGGCAAAAAUGCCUACGGAGGAAGAUGGGGUGCGGCCUAUAGAGGGGCAAAAAUGGGUGGAAAUGACUUCGGUAGUCUUCCAGCAGUGAACUAUCCGUGGUUUUUUUGUUUGUUUGUCACUUUUGCCAGCGUGAGCUUAAAAGAUGGUUGAGUGUUAUUUUAAAGAUCUCUCAGCAAAUGGCUAAAACCUUGGGUGGCGUGGGAGACCAUAGCACGUCCUUCUGCUGGUGUGGAAAGUCAGAGAGAUGAGGCAGGGCUCAGGCAGAGAUGAGGGAGAGCAGCCAGCUGAUGCCCAGAGAUACCACAUCCCUGUGACUAUACCAGCACCGCCAGGGCCAGGCCAUCUGAAUCGUCAGUGUCAUGGAGCCUCCUGGAGAGAAGCCAGGAGAGGCUGAGGUGCUGAGCAUCACACCCCAGCUGCUGAAGUCCCGCUCUGGAGAGUUUGCCCUUGAUUCCAUCCUAUUGCUAAAACUUCGGGGUUUAGGGCUGGUGGACCUGGGCUGUUUGGGGGAGUGCCUGAGCCUUGAAUGGCUUGACCUAUCAGGGAAUGCACUUACCCACCUGGGCCCACUAGCGUCUUUGCGCCAGUUGGCUGUGCUCAAUGUCUCCAAUAAUCGGCUGACAGGGCUGGAGCCACUGGCGGCCUGUGAAAACCUGCAGAGCCUCAAUGUUGCUGGCAACCUGCUGGCUGCUCCUGGCCAGCUGCAGUGUCUGGCCGGGCUACAGGGCCUGGAGCACCUGAGACUCCGGGACCCUUUGGCCCGGCUCAGCAACCCGCUGUGUGCCAGUCCCUCCUAUUGGGCUGUGGUUCGAGAGCUGCUGCCUGGCCUCAGAGUCAUAGAUGGGGAACGUGUAAGUGGGAAGGGCAGUGAGCUGUACCAGUUAUGCCGAGACCUGGACAGCUCCUUGCGCCCCAGCUCCAGCCCAGGCCCCAGAGCCAUAGAGGCCCAGCCCUGGGUGGAACCUGGCUACUGGGAAUCCUGGCCCAUGAGGAGCAGCUCCAUUCUGGAAGAGGCCUGCCGGCAGUUUCAGGACACACUGCAGGAAUGUCUUGACCUGGACCGCCAGGCCAGUGACAUCUUGGCCCAGGCCCAGCAGGCUCUGAACCCUGCAGAAACCGCGUCUUCCUUUGUCUUCUGAUUGUGCCUCGUGGCCAGGUGCCCUCAGCGUCAUGCUGACGCCUACAUCCCUUUCCUGCCCCCGGCCCUUGCCUCUGGUUUUCUCUGCUCACUGACCCUGCAAAUUCGUUUAUCCUAACUCCUACCCUUCAUCUCCCCGAGGACACUUCCUGCCCUCCUUCCACCCAAGCAGGGACAUGCUUUCUAGGUGGCCUCUAGCAGGUGUCAGAGAUUUCCUCACUAUCUGGCAAAUAUUGCAGCUAGGCCCAGGCAUGCUGAGCAUGGGCUCUCGCUAGUGCCAAGCCUGAGGCUUUGUGGGUAAUGUUACCUGCCACCGGCUAACUCUUACUAAACAGUUCUCUGCUCAUUUGUGCCAUUUCUUGUCUCUUCCUCAGCAAAAGCAUGGCCUUCCAUACCUCUGCUUUGGUCCUGUAGGAGACCCCUGCAGUCACCCUCCCUGCUCCUUCCUGGUACCAGGAAGGAAGAGUGGGGACACACAUACACAAAUCUUUGAGCUUUUCUUAUAUGUACAGGUUGGACUGAGGAAAGAACAAACACACGGUUGGGACGGAACAGACCAGCAAUUUUAUUAGCUUGGAGUAUGAAAUCUUUGGGAGCUGGUGUCCUUCACUGGGUUUUGCCACGGCAGCUCAGGAAGGUGGAGCUCUAGAGAAGGGAAACCAGAUGUGUGUAAGGGAGGUUGUGUUGGCUUGAUACUAGCUUUCCUUCAAGUUUCAAACAAAACCCAUAGCCCAGUUUAUGCCAGGGGCUCUCUCUCCCCUCCCAAUAACCUACCUGUCCGGGGCUUAUUUGGGUUUCAGGGCCCUGGAGAAGGCAAACUGUCCAGGGAAGAAGUGGUUGCCGCGGGGGUCCUCGCCACUCUGCGCUACCUUACUGCACUGGGACUCCUGAGAUUCCUGUAGAACCAGUGUCUGUUGUAGCAGUGCCUGGAGGAGAGGCAUCACCGCAACCGCAGGGGAAGGUCUCAGCCACCCCCUCCCCACUCUCCUUUCCCACUUCCAGUUCUUAUCACACAGACCCUCAUGUAGUUUGUCUCCAGCCCUCACCCUAACCUCUGACCUUUCUUACCUGAGGCCCUUGCCUCAUUGUUGGACAGUGGACCAUGCGGCCCAGAACUUUACCCGUGGUGUCCAGUUUGAUGCAGGCCAGACAUUUCCGCUUUCUCUGGGGAGGAGAGUAUGAGAGAAGGAAAAAGGAGUGAGGGGAGCCUGAGUGUCAGGGUGGGGACUGGCCUGCUUGGCAUCCCUAGAGUGGAUGGAUUUGAAUACUUGGUCUCCAGUUGGAGGAAGGUUUAGGUUUGACUUUGAUGGGGGAAGUAUGUCACUGGGACAGGCUUUGAGAGUUUAAAGCCUUAUACCACUCCCAAUUCACUCUUUCUGCUUCCUGCUUGCUUUUGAGAAUGUGAGCUCUCAGCUUCUUGCUCUGGCUUCCAUGCCUGCUGGUAGCCAAGUCUCCCUGCCAUGAUGGACUUUUAUCCCUCUGGAACCAGAAGACAAACCUUUCCUACUAUAGUUGGUUUUGGUCAUGGUGUUUCAUUACAGCAGCAGAGAUAUAACUAAUCCAAGGAGCAGGGGGAUGUGCAAGCCAGAUAGACAUGCUGCUUACCCUGGGAUGGGAGAUUCUUACAAGUUCUUGUCUUUGGGCACUUGGACACUACUUUAAGAAAUAGCCCAGGCUGAUCUAGAACUUGUGGUCCACCUGCUUUAAUUUCCCCAAUGCUGGACUUUCAAGUAUAUGCUAUCCUGCCUUGCCUGCAGACUGCAGUACCUGUGCAGAGAUCACUCCUGUGUGAGCAUGCGUGUGUGAACUGCUCAUAUGCAGUACACUGCAUGGGUGUAUUCACAAGUGCCUGUGUGAAUGUGCAAACAUGUAUAAAGGCAAGAAUCCUCUCCA
This is a messenger RNA of Microtus oregoni (creeping vole), 3129 nucleotides long. RefSeq names its product leucine rich repeat containing 61 (gene Lrrc61). Gene Ontology annotation, molecular function: protein binding. Gene Ontology annotation, cellular component: cytoplasm. Bases 458 to 1237 code for a protein of 259 amino acids. Lineage: Eukaryota; Metazoa; Chordata; Mammalia; Rodentia; Cricetidae. The record is from RefSeq and is a predicted model, not a curated record. The transcript has 2 exons. Gene Ontology annotation, biological process: outer dynein arm assembly.